Molecule: messenger RNA, 657 nt
Organism: Salvia hispanica
Lineage: Eukaryota; Viridiplantae; Streptophyta; Magnoliopsida; Lamiales; Lamiaceae
Source: RefSeq, a predicted model, not a curated record
CGCUCCAUUCGAGGCAAGGAAGGUUUGUUAGAAAUCGUGCAACAAACCUUAAAAAGAUCGAAAAAGGAAGCACCAAAAAAAGGAAAGAAAAAUGGACAAGAUAGGGAAACUGGCAUCGGAGAACGGCGUGGUGGUCUUCAGCAAGAGCACGUGCUGCUUGUGCUACGCGGUGCAGAUCCUGUUCCGCGACCUCGGGGUGCAGCCCCUGGUGCACGACAUCGACCACGACCCCGAGGGGAAGGAGAUCGAGAAGGCGCUGAUGCGGAUGGGCUACAGCGCGCCCGUGCCCAUGGUCUACAUCGGCGGCAAGCUCAUGGGGUCCACCAACGAGAUCAUGUCGCUCCACCUCAGCGGCUCCCUUGUCCAGCAACUCAGGGCCUACCAGCAGACCAACUAGUCUCACUUUCUCUUUUUCGAUCCUAGCUAUUUCUAUUCCUAUGUAUAUACUCUUUAUCAAUGUAUUUGUAACGUUGUAGUAGUGAGAAUAAGAGUUUUGUGCCUUGCCUUGCUGGAUGAGGAACAACAACAAAGAUUAAUGUAGUCAUAGUAAUUACUCCUAAUUAGUGGUGUGAUUAGGGCUAGCUCGGAUUUAGCUGAUUCACAAAUAUUGUUCUUCUCUCUUUUCCUUUUGAAUGUUAAAUCAAGAUUAAUUAGUCU